Messenger RNA from Seminavis robusta, 1104 nucleotides. The record is from the annotation of a GenBank genome assembly. Lineage: Eukaryota; Bacillariophyta; Bacillariophyceae; Naviculales; Naviculaceae.
AUGUCCUCCCAACAGAACAACAGAAUACCGUACAUGCUUCACUAUAUUUGUGGAUUUGUCUUAUUGACAUCCUCAGAAUCCUUCACAUUACAGCGUUGGAACUACAUGUACUAUGCACCCACCACUCCCCCUACUGUUCAGAAUCGGCAAUCCACAGCUCCUGGUUUAUUCAUGAUUUAUGCACCUCCCGGAUCGGGAUAUCACCGUCCCGAAGACGAAGAAUCCAUGUUACCCUCCACGUAUGAUCCAAUGAUGGAAUAUCCGGGCACCAUGCGUCCCGGCACUACUCCCGAAAACAUGCCCUUUUCCGAUUUGCCCAUUGCCGAUAGCGAUCCCGAUCCGGUUCCCUGGCCUCACUUUCAACAGAUUGAAUGGCAUCACAAAUGGGAUCCUCCCCAUGAAGCCGCUCUGGAAAUGGAAGAAUUCAUUGAACAGCAAGGACGUUGGGCCACACCGGAAAUGGAAGCCGCCAUGCGAGCGGGUGUGCGACAGGGUAUCCGCGAUCGGCAAGAAAAGGAAGCGGCCGAGAAAAAACGGGAUUCUUGGGUCAUUACCGAUGACGACGAUGAGGACGAUCCUCCCAACACGGACAAUAUCGAGUUGGGAGAUGGUAUGUAUGGAUCCAUUGGAUCGGCCGUGGUCGAUGCCAUGACGGCGGAAGCUGUGAGACCCAAGGCAGAAAGUGAGGAGGAGCAAGAAAGUACUGAAGUGGAAGAAGACACGGGUAGCAGCAGCAUGGACGACGAUUUGGAUAGUUUCUUGUUGGAUUUGGGAUUGGAUGCCGAUGUGGAGAUGGAGGAUGAUACGGACAGUAGUGGCAGCAAGAGCGUUGCGGCGGAUGAUGACGCCGAGGAAGAGGAUGCUGGUACCACCUUGGAUUUACUGAGUGAUGACGGAGAUGUCACGGCAACAAUCAAUGUCGAUGCGGAUGACGAUUUGGAUCUAGGAUUGGACGACGAUGAUGAUCUGGACGGGGAUGAUGGAGUGGAAGUACCCCUCGAUGCCUUUGGAGACGACAAUGAUACCCUCAAUGGUGAAGACAUCUUUGAUGAAGGAGGAUUUGAUUUUGACGAUGGUGAUUUCGAUGCAGGCGAUGUGUGGUAG